GAGAGAGAUCAGCGUUUAGGAUACAGCAGAGUGUGUGAGGAGGAAGCAGAGGCUGUGGGAUGCUGACAGACUCUUCAUAGAUGCUUAAAAUGGCGAGAGCGUCUUGGACCCCAAUGAACCACUGAACCGCAGAUUGGUUGGUCGGAACAUGCCGUAGCUGAGGCUGGAUGUUUGAAUUGCAUUUCAUUUCAGUUUUUGUUUUUUUAAAACCCCGCUGCUUCCUCUCCCGGUUAAACGCUGCAUUUUUUACUAUUAUUAUUAUUAUUUAGUAUUUUUUUUAUUUUAUUUUUUUUAUUUUUACAAGUGCUGGAGUGUUUUCUGUGUUUAAAUGGCAUCCACACGGCGCCGAUGUCUUGUUUCGUGCUUUUUGGGAAUCCUUCUAAACGCUUUAAUCGGUGUGGUGUGUGGAGCUGAGCUCUCCUUCAAGCUGGAGCCCAGAGACAUCAUUGCUGUUCAGGAGCAGCCGCUCAUGCUCCACUGCCAGGUGGAUGGCAUCCCACCCAUCAGCACUCAGUGGAGGCACAACGGCCUGCUCUUAACUCAGGACCGACAUCACACCACCUUCAUCAAUGGAUCGCUUAUGAUCGCCCACUUCCAAAAGACCAAGUCCGACGGCUCAUCGGAUGAAGGCGACUACGAGUGCAUGGCUCAGAACUCUUUUGGCCGUGUGGUGAGCCGUAAAGCCCGCAUUCAGGCAGCCACCAUGGCAGACUUCCACGUGCAACCAGAGUCGGUGCAUGCUGAAGAGUCCGGUGUGGCUCGAUUCCAGUGCCAGAUCCGUGGUCUGCCAGAGCCGGUCAUUAGCUGGGAAAAAGACAGCCGCCCAGUGGACACCGCAGACGAGAGGUACACGCUGCUACCGACAGGUGUUUUGCAGAUCACAGGAGUUCGUGAAGAGGACAGUGGAAAGUUCUGCUGUGUGGCACACAACAGUGCGGGAGUAAAACACAGUGCAGAGGCUCUUCUAACGGUUUCAGGCUCUCAGUCGUCGGUUUACAAAGAGCCCAUGAUUCUGGUCGGCCCAGAAAAUCUCACCCUCACUGUUCACCAGACUGCCAUCCUGGAGUGUGUUGCCACAGGAUACCCUCGGCCCAUUGUGUCUUGGAGCAGAUUAGAUGGCCGGCCCAUUGGAGUGGAGGGAAUUCAGGUGCUCGGCACGGGGAACCUGAUGAUCUCAGAUGUUGGCGUGCAGCACUCCGGCGUCUACGUUUGUGCUGCUAACAAACCGGGGACACGCGUUCGCAGGACAGCUCAAGGACGACUUGUGGUCCAAGCUCCGGCAGAGUUUGUUCAGCCCCCACAGUCCAUCGCUCGACCAGUCGGCACCACGGCCAUCUUUACCUGCCAGGCGCAGGGCGAGCCUGAGCCUCUGCUCACCUGGCUGAAGAACGGACAGGUUCUGGAGCCAGGGGGACACGUUAAACUCAGGAACAACAACAGCACUCUGACGAUAUACAGCAUCAACCAGGAGGACGAGGCCAUCUACCAGUGCAUCGCUGAGAAUAGUGCCGGCUCCACUCAGGCCAGUGCCCGUCUCACCGUGCUCUGGGCUGAUGGACUGCCCGGUGUGCCCACCCACGUGCAGGCCGAGGCCCUCUCCCCAACCACCAUCCAGGUGUCCUGGAGGGAGCCCAACCAGAACACUCAGGACAUCAUCGGAUAUGUGCUCCACAUUCGCAAGACAUCAGAUCCGCUGGAAAUGGAGUAUGAGGAGGCGGUGAGCAAGGCGACGCUGCAGCAGGUCAUCCGCGACCUGGAGCCCUCCACCAGUUACACCUUCUAUGUCAAGGCCUACACAUCCCACGGAGCCAGCAAAUCUUCAGAGAGCGUUGCAGAGAGCACUCACGGCGAGGUUCCCGCCCCUCCGGCCCUCUUCACCAAAGUGUUGAACAGCAGUGUUGUCCAAGUAACGUGGGAAUCUUCCUCCAAGAUGGGCCACCAUCAAGGCUUCAGACUCUACUACAGGAGAGCGCACACGCCGCUGUUUAUCGGACCCUUCCCCUUUCCUCGCAACGUCACCCAGCACAACCUCACUCAGCUCGAUUCGUCUAUGGUUUAUGAGAUAAAGCUUCUUGCUUACAACCAACACGGAGACGGGAACGCCACCACCAGAUUCGUUUCACUUCGGGAGGCACUGGAAAAAUCUGUGCUGGACGGCUCAUGUGACUGCAUUAAAGAUGAGCAGAGUAAAACCUCCACUACCGGCAUCAUAAUCGGCAUCCACAUUGGCGUGACUUGCAUCGUCUUCUGUGUGCUCUUCCUCGUCUUCAGCUACCGCGGCAGGCUAAUGAUGUGUAAGACAGUUCAGGCCACCCCCCAGGCAGGGCACAGCGCAGUCCUGGAAUCCUCUUCCUCUUCUCAGGGGGCCUCUGGGCUCAACGGGGCUGCCAGGAGAGAGAUGGAGGUCAAUGGCAGCGCCGCAGGGAAGAAAGUGGUCGACAGCAACGAGCUCCAGAGACUCUUCACUCAACCCAACGCACAAGACGCAUGCAUGUCCAACUCCUACAUCCUGAACGACACCCAGCUGUCUACCAUACCUUUGGAUGAGUUUGUAGAGGAGAGAGAGACGCCGUUUCAGGAGCAUCCUCCUGCCAGAGCGGCUCAGCCGGACCAAGGCUGAUCAUGUAUGAAGGCCCGUUCACAUUCGACACUUCUAGUGUCCACUUAGACUUUUCUCUCACUCAGGUCGACAAGUGUUUCUUUUCAAAGUAUUCUUUCCUUUUGUGCAAAGACAUUUUUUAUGAGUAAGUUAAGACGUUUUUGAGGAUCUGUGACGGUUUAUUGGCGUGUUUUUGUUCAUUUUCUGGUGUUUGGCAGCACAGUGAAUAGAGACCCCUGAAUGUCUUUGCUAUAACUUUAUUUUUGUUUUU
This is a messenger RNA of Fundulus heteroclitus (mummichog), 2870 nucleotides long. RefSeq names its product immunoglobulin superfamily, DCC subclass, member 3 (gene igdcc3). Bases 329 to 2620 code for a protein of 763 amino acids. Gene Ontology annotation, molecular function: protein binding. Lineage: Eukaryota; Metazoa; Chordata; Actinopteri; Cyprinodontiformes; Fundulidae. The record is from RefSeq and is a predicted model, not a curated record. The transcript has 14 exons. Gene Ontology annotation, cellular component: axon; plasma membrane. Gene Ontology annotation, biological process: cell-cell adhesion; axon guidance.